AUGAAGAGAUGGGCAGAACAUUACCAACAGCUAUACUAUAGGGAGAAUAUCAUCACUGACACAGCAGCUGAGAGUACCAGCCUCCUGCCUGUCAUGAAUGAGCUCUACGUUCCACCCUCAGUGGGCGAACCACGCGGAGCAAUCAAGUCUCUCGCCUUUUGCAAAGCACCAGUUAAUGAUGGGAUCCCGUCAGAGGCCAUCAAGGCUGGUAUGAAUACCGCUCUACUUCAUCAUCUACAUGAGCCCUUGCUACAGUGCUGGGAGGAAGGAACAGUGCCCAGGACAUGCGCGACUCCAACAUCAUCACGCUCUACAAGAACAAGGGAGACUGCAGCGACUAAUAACUACCCUGAAAUGUCCCUCCUCAGUAUCAAUGGAAAGGCCUUUAUAAUUACCCGUUUAGUGUUGAACAAAUUGCAGACGCUAGCAGAACGGUUGUAUCCUGAGGCACUGUGUGGGUUCAGAGCUCGAAGGUGA
Molecule: messenger RNA, 477 nt
Organism: Porites lobata
Lineage: Eukaryota; Metazoa; Cnidaria; Anthozoa; Scleractinia; Poritidae
Source: the annotation of a GenBank genome assembly